AAGUUUCUGCAGAUUUUUGUACUUUUCCCGGCGUGAAAAGAUCAAAUUAACUUUUUUAUUGAACCAGCGGUUGACUGGAAAUGGAUCUCUUGAAACCCCGGACGGUGCCCCUGUCGGAGGAGACGAUAUUGUGGUUCGAAUUUCUUCUAAAACCCGCUCUCCUCACAAAACACCUUAGUAAACCGAACCCCGAUCCCUCACCCACCGCGUUGAUCACGCAGUUUCUCUCCAUCGUGCCGGAGGGCCAAAACCCGCACGAACCCAGUAGCGUCCCCACGCCGACUGCCGGAGACCCUCCCGAAACAGCCGGUAAACUAAUGCCACCGUCCGAUGGACUGCGAUACACGAAAAAGCAGCUUGCCCUCAAGAUACUGGCCCUGAAAGUGGCCGCCUUUAUUCGGUGGGAUUUGGAUCAGCUUGAGCGCAGCCUUCCCGUGGCUCGCCAGGUGCAGUUGUUAGGGGAUUUAUGCAGUAUCAUGGCCGGUAAGAUGGUCGUAUUGCCGCUGUCCCUCGUGCACGAACCACCGUCUGCCGGUGCGGAUGGAUCCAAGCACGCUCUGACGUUCGCUCUCACACUCUACCAUCGCUGGGUGCUGCGAGCUCAGGUGCUACGUGCGGCCGCUAUCAAAACCGCCAAACCUUUCGUCGGUCAUUCUCAAUCGGUUCCAGAUCCGGCGGCGUUUACCCUACGCGAUGAGUCCUCCUUGUCGGCACUGGAGCCCUUCACACAGCACAGUAUCGACUUUCUAACGCAGCUGGUGCAGGAACCGCAAGCAUUUCGCGUCCUCACGUACGAUUCUUUCGUUCCGCUCGAUGCGAACGCGGGCAGUAUGCAGCAGCGGUUCGACGCUGCCCUUGCCAUCCGACCCUGUGAACUGCGGACGCAGAUACACUACGAUCUCUGCAUGUAUUAUCUGUACGUGCAGCGGUACGAGCUAGCACGACAGAACGUCUUGCUGUGUAAGGAGAACUUUACCGAGUGGCAACGGGAAAUCGAACCGGACGGUUCACGUGCCCUAUACUGUACGGUCGAUGUGGAUGCGCUUCAGGCGUAUCUGCUAGCGUGCGGUGUUACCGGUGAACCGGAUGGGCUGCUACAGCGACUGCAUGAAUCCAUCCUGAACCACUACUCCGACAUCGUGGUCAUCCUGAAGGAAGACAACAUUCGGCGCGAAAUCCCGAUGACCCAACGGAAGCUGCUCGAGCUUAACAUCGAGGGCUACAAUGCGAUCGGUAGCACGGACGGUAAUCCGGUCGAGCAGAAGGAACUCGAACUAGCUGUUGUGGCGCUCAACAUCAUCCGGUACGUGAUGGAUGGCGAGAACAUACUGAGUUGCAAUGUGGCGCUCCAAAAGUACAAACACCAACAGGCGAAGCUGAUCGAGUCACUGUUCCAGUACGCGGACGAACAGUUUAAUCAGUUCGGACAGGCAGAUCAAGCGCUAUUGCGUCGCUACUUCUUCGGUCUCGUAACGUUAUACGGUGCUGAACUUGGAAAUGCCAUCGAGGGUUUUGUGCGCACGUACCCGAAGAUAGUGUCAGAGCAGGAGCUGCAGGACUAUCGGCAGCAGCGGUCCGAGCCCGAUACGCAGCUGUCCGGAAUUGCGGUGCAGAGCGAUUGGAUCAUUCCGGAAACAAAAAAUGUCCGGCUAGAGGUAGGCCAGCUAGAGCGACAGCUCAUCUCCUGUACCUCGGCCAGUGCGGUCCGCAAACUACUGGUUAAGCUGGCCGGUACGAAUCCUUCGAAACCACUGUUCACCAUUAACCCCAGCUGGACGGUACCGUAUGCGCUCGAGCAGAUCCUGAUUCCUCUGCAGCGGGGCUUCCUACAGGACUUUGCGUACAUUCUAAUUGGUAAGGCACGUGAGUUAACCGCACGCAAGGACUACAGUACGGCCGUAACGUUACUAACCGUGCUGAAGAACGAAACGCAGCGUCCUGAGUUGGCUGGCAAUCCGCUCGUCACCAAGCUCGGCAAGAUGGUGGCCUGGGAGGGGGUACUGGUCCAGGUGCAGCAGGUGCUAGAAGAGUGGCCCCGUAAGCCGACCGAUCAGCAGGCACUGAUACGCAGCUGUAAACAGUGCCUGAACACGCUGCUUGCCAGUGGUACUGGGGAACUGGUUCCGCAUGGUAAGGUGGUCGAACACUGUGCUGCUCUGCUGCUGAACUGUAACGAAUGGAAUUCGUUGCAACUGCAACCGGAUAAGCGAUACCCGGGGCUGGAGCUGUGCUCGGCCUUGGCCCAAGCAUUCCUGGACAUCGAGAAGUUCAAGGGCACAAAGAAGACGAGCCGUGAAGCCUGGGAGCUGGUGCUGCCCAUGUUUCUCAAUCCGCCGGGGUCAAGACAGCGACAGCUACCCUCAGACGGGCCACUGGUACAGUUGAUCGUGAAACUGCGCGAUCCACUCGUUAUUUCGCUGUUGCUUUCGCUACUCUCGCGGAUACACAACAUAUUGAAGGAUGAAACAAAUCUGGACAUUAGCGCCGAGUACCUAUUCCUGUGGCCUACUAAUCUGAACAAUACCUCGAUCUACAACCUGAAGCUGGUAUCCGAAGCACUGCAUCUGCUGCUCAACCAGGCGCUCCGCUACUACCCGAACAACAUCCCGUGGAUUAAGUUGAAAGGUGAUCUGGAGUACGUGAGCAACAAUCACGAGGCCGCCAUGCGCUGCUAUGUUACAGUGCUAAUCUCCGGUACCGAGUACUGUACAGUGCAUGCGCAGCGGCCACUACUAGACGAUGUGCUUGUUCGGCGUAUGAUCAAGUGCAGCUCGAACCUGGGUUGCUUUGUGCAGGCCGCCGUCAUGUGUCAGUUCUUCGACGAACCGGACUAUGGGCUCGCAUUUAAGAGUAUUAGCGAGAAAGCGGCUAAUAGUGCAGACGCGAUGGAUUCGUAUUAUAGCUGCAUCUGGGAUCCAACGCUGCUCGAGUUCAUCGUCAACUGGCACCAGAAGAAGGGCGAGCAUAUGCGCCGGCUGCAGGCCAGCUCGUUCCUUGCGCAGCUGGAGCUGAACGCGAACAGUAACGAUGAGAUCAAGCGAGAGGCCGCUGCCGUACGGAAGAACCGCUUUCUACGAUCACUCGCCAAGCAGUACAUGUGCUAACAGGGAAAGGAAAGCGAAAGAGGACAGUUUAUACGGAAUCUAUUCUUUUUAUUAUUAUAUAAAUCCGAUAACUCAUUGCUUA
Anopheles darlingi is the source of this 3186-nucleotide messenger RNA. It is a transcript of the gene IntS8, whose product is annotated as integrator complex subunit 8. The record is from RefSeq and is a predicted model, not a curated record. Bases 81 to 3104 code for a protein of 1007 amino acids. Lineage: Eukaryota; Metazoa; Arthropoda; Insecta; Diptera; Culicidae. Gene Ontology annotation, biological process: snRNA 3'-end processing. Gene Ontology annotation, cellular component: integrator complex. The transcript is spliced from 5 exons.